Drosophila santomea is the source of this 893-nucleotide messenger RNA. RefSeq lists its product as uncharacterized. The record is from RefSeq and is a predicted model, not a curated record. Gene Ontology annotation, biological process: positive regulation of cytoplasmic translation. The transcript has 2 exons. Gene Ontology annotation, molecular function: single-stranded RNA binding; translation regulator activity; mRNA binding. The coding region runs from base 84 to 719 and encodes 211 amino acids. Gene Ontology annotation, cellular component: cytoplasm. NCBI's taxonomy places the organism in Eukaryota, Metazoa, Arthropoda, Insecta, Diptera, Drosophilidae.
AAGCAUUCCAAUGGAUUUCGGACUUCGAAAGAGUUUGCAGAGGAGUAAAUGAUAGUGAAAUUUUUCAACUUCGCUGUGUCCGAAUGCUGAUGAAACCAGGAACAGAUGCCGACCUGUUCUUGCGUGUUGACCGUUCGAAUUCUUACGAUACAUUUAAAGAAAGUUUUCUCAAGACAUUUGGCCAUGGAAAUUCAACAGUUGAUAUCGUAUUGCUUCUGAAGGAUACCAUCUUUAAUCCUAGCAAGAACACCGUCAUGGGCUACAUACCUCAAAUGGAGGAAAUUGCUAUGCGUGCAGAUAUUGAUGAAAAGUUAACAGUACAAUUCAUAAUUGACGGUUUUCGAGAUCGGUCAUCCAAUAUCGCGCUAUUGUACUCAGCAACCACAAUUGGACAAUUGAAGGAGAUGGCUCGGAAAUAUGAAAAUCUACGGAAGGUUCCCAAAACGUCGACCAUUCGCACGGGAAUCGCUUUCGCUGGAGAAAGAGGUCAAAUACGCUGCUUUAAUUGUUCGGCACAUGGACACUACGCUUCAUCUUGUACUGCACCAAAGCGCGAGAAAGGAUCCUGUUUCCGUUGUGGAUCCCUUCAGCAUAGGAUCAAGGAUUGUCAACAGCAGCCGAAAACUAAUCCGAGAGUCGUGGGAGCAACCAACAACCAGUUGAUACGAAAUGAGGAGGAGAACAAUACGUUUAUUCCUAUAUUUAACCAGCGCCAUUAAUUUAAUCCAGCGCACAGCGAUACCAUUUAAAAAGUUUAAUGACGUAUUGAGCCCAACAGAAUAUUGCGGUGUUAAUGGAUCUCGAAUAAAUACAUUUGGAAAAAUUUUUGUUAAACUUAAUUUUCAAAACAUAGAAGAAGAAAUAUCAUUUUUUGUUGUACCCGACAAUUAUGU